CCUGGGCCCGCUGCCAAAGGGGAAGUGAGCUAAGGCUGGAGCUAUGGCCUGGGUUUGGAGCCUGCGGCCGCCGCCGCCGCCGCCAGCGCGUCCGGUGAAGCCGCGGCCGGAGCAGGGGCCGGAGACGCGGCUGGACUGGCCGCGGCGCGUGUGAGUUGAGGAAGUCGCCGGUGGCGGAACUCUUGACACUCGGAGCACUUCAGGCUGGCAGAGCGGUGGUCACCCCUCAUCACUGCGCCCCCUCCAGGCCCUAGCAGCAGGGCUGGGGUUGCUCAAGGCUUCCGCUCCUCUCGCACCGGUUUCUACAAACUCAGGACUGAAGCCACGGGAAGGUAAUAGAAUUUAUCCAUUUGGAUCGCCAGUUCCUAGGCCAUCUCUAUGUAACUUCCUCCCCCCACCCCCAUCCUCCUGAGUCCAAUUUCCUCUGGGUUCCAUUCUCCAGCCCUCAGUAGAUCUGGUCAGUCCCACCUCUGGGUGGGAGUGAUCAGGGGGCUCUGGCCCAGGAUUUCCAACCCUGGAAGGCAGCUCCAAGUCAGCGAGAGAGUUGGGUGUUGGCUACGAACCUGGCAGCUCAGGCGUGGGCCCGCCACUCACCCCCCACAAAAAGAUGAAAAAGCGCAAAGAGCUCAAUGCUUUGAUCGGCCUGGCUGGGGACAGUCGGAGAAAGAAGACCAAGCAAGGCCCAAGCAGCCACCGCCUGCUUCGCACUGAGCCCCCUGACUCAGACUCAGAGUCCAGCUCAGAGGAAGAGGAAUUUGGAGCAAUUGGAAAUCGCUCUCGUUUUCUCAAGGGAGACUAUGUCCGAUGCUGCAAGAUCUGCUACCCCCUCUGUGUCUUUGUCAUCCUCGCAGCCUGCGUGGUGGCCUCUGUGGGCUUGGUGUGGAUGCAAAUGGCUCUCAAGGAGGAUCUGGAUGUCCUCAAGGAAAAAUUUCGAACAAUGGAGUCUAAUCAGAAAAGCUCAUUCCAGGAAAUCCCCAAACUUAAUGAGGAACUUCUCAGCAAACAAAAACAACUUGAGAAGAUUGAGUCUGGGGAGCUGGGCUUAAGCAGAGUCUGGAUCAACAUCACAGAAAUGAAUAAGCAGAUUUCUCUGUUGAGUUCUGCAGUAAACCACCUAAAAGCCAGUGUCAAGUCGGCCGCAGACUUGCUCAGCCUGCCUCGCACUGUAGAGGGACUGCAGAAGAGUGUAGCUUCCAUUGGCAAUACUUUAAACAGUGUCCACCUUGCUGUAGAGGCGAUACAGAAGACUGUGGAUGAACACAAGACAACCUUGGAGUUACUACAGGACAGUAUGGAGACCAAUGGACGCAACCAAAUCACGCCAUCGCCCUCACCUCCAUCAGAAUAUGACAAUAAAACCCACAGUCAAAGUACAAAACAGGAUAUCCUGUACCUGCACAACUCCCUAGAGGAAGUCAACAGUACUGUAAUAGGAUACCAGAGACAGAAUGACCUUAAACUCAAGGGGAUGAGCGAGACCCUCAGUAACCUGACACAGAGGCUCAGCCUGAUAGAAAGUGACGUGGUUGCACUGAGCAAGGCAGAACAGAGAACAAAUGUGAGCUCCAGCAUGAUGGGGAAUAGGGCUGCCACUCUGAAAAGAGAGUUUUCGGUGACCAACAGAACUGAUACUGUAAAGGCCCAAAGCAUAAAGAAAGAAGAUAAUUCAAAUUCUCAGGUAUCUAAGCUUCGAGAAAAACUGCAACUGAUCAGUGCUCUCACAAACCAACCUGAAAGCAACAGGCCUCCAGAGACCACAGAUGAAGAGCAAGUACAGAACUUCACAUCAUAUCCUUCAGCACUGCCAGAAUUUCCACAGCUUCUUAGAGAGCAAAUUGAGACCCAACUAAAACCUAUCUCCCUGCCUGGGAUUUCUAGCAUCAAAGAUCUUCAGGAUUUAUUCCACAAGACUGGUCAAGAUGAGGAUGGGCUGCUGACCUACCAGGAUCUCUGGAAUUCCCUAGGUUCUGCCACGCCGAGACCAGAGAGCUUGAGAGCAUUUGACUUGAAUGGAGACGGGAGAUACUCUUUCCUGGAGCUAAGAGCAGCUUUAGGGAUCUAGUCUCAUCAGGCAUAUUUGAAAUGGAUGUGUAGCCUGGACUACCUAAAAUCUACUUACCUAAAAAGACAAAAAAAAAAAAAAAAAACACACUCUUGACUAACUCAUCAGCCCUCCAGCCCUUCAUACUACUGUAGCAAACACAUUGUCACCUUUUAACUUGUUUGAAAACACUAUUUAAAAAAUUAUUUUUUUAAAAAAAAUUACUUAAAAUAUGAUGUUUAGAAAUCUAUGAUUUCAUGAAGCCAGUGAGAUCUUGUAACUUAAAGUUGCCAGGAAAAAAAUAAUAAAGCCCUCUUCUCUCUUUCCUGUUUUUGAGGGGAAGAGAAUUUACCUUUUAAAGCUGGAAAGUGUGUGUAUAUAGAGAUAAGUCACUGUUUAUAUUUCUUAUGAAUUUGCCUUAAAUUAGCUGCACUUUAUAGAGCCUCAGAAUAUGUCUUUUCUUUGAAAGAUGAGUCUCUUCUGUUUGUAAAUAUAUAAAAUGAAAGAUUGUGCAUAAUGUGUAGAAAGUCAGAAGAUUGGCCUUGAACAGAAUGAAUGAAUGACUUGUUAGGAGUAAUUAACAGUCUGCUCUGGGUGGCAGCUGAAACUCUUCACAUCUCCUUAGGGCCACCCUCAAAUGCUUGUGCACCACCAUAGGGUUUGAAGCUGGGGCAUCAGUUCAGGUAUGGAUGCUGUGCAGGAAGUGCCAGCAGCUCCACGUGCAGGAAGGUCAGAAUCUGGGCCAUUGCUCCUGUUCCUAACCCAAGAACCAGAGAACUCUUACUGGGAUUUUCCUCAUUUUUAAUUAUCUUUCAAGGAUUAUGAGGAUAGAAGUUACUCAGUGGGAAAUUAUGUUUCCCCCUCAAGUAAGCAAGAUUGUCUUCCCUACCCACCCACUCCAGACUACCUUAAGGUUGUAACUGCCUACCAUGUCCAAUCUGGAAUGGGAAGGCUCAUGUCCUUGGUUGCUAUCCCAAACUAGUUGCUCAGAGCACUAGAACAAAGCUAUGAGUACCCUUUGGGAUUUACCGUUAGGAUAACCAAGAACUUGCUCUAUUUCUUGCCAGGAUGCCUAAAGCCAAAAUGUGGUCAGAUGAAACAUGAAAUCAUAUUCUUUCUUCAUAAUUGUUCACUCAGAGGGAGCUAUGGGUUUUCUGUCCAGAGGAUGCCACCUAGAGCAGGCCUGCUUGGAGUGGGAGCCUUCUGGCGAUGGGGACCUAUCCCAGGUCGAGAGAGCAGGUGUGGUGCUUCCCCUUUAUGUGCUUUGUGGGCAAGUCAGGAAAAUCACCGUUCACCAACACUUCCGUCAUGAACAUACCCAGUGUUCUUAGGAGUCUCUGGGCCACUCCAGUAGAAGAGCCAGUCAGGGAAACACUGGAGGAGCUGUUGUGAUAGCAAGGCUUCUGUAAUAAAGAUCAUUGCUAUUUAAUUUUGUUCAAGUUGCCCUGUCCGCUAUAGGUACAGUCUGGUACCUUUAACCUUUAAAGACAUUUGGUUUUUGCUUUGCUUUGUUUUGCUUUGCUUUGCCUUGCUUUUUGUAUUUUGUUUCUUUUAUAUGACAGUGUAGUAUUGGCUUUUUUUUUUUUUCCUAAACAUUAAAACUCAGUGAAGGCAAGAUAAGAUUUUCCUUUGCAUGAGUCUUUUUAGCUCAUGUUUCUCUCUCUUUAAAUAUUUUGCCUUAAUGUUUGCCUUGCUCAUCUAUGCUGUCACCUUCUUGGAAAGGUUAAAAAUACAGUUCCAACAUUAUCCUGGCUCUUUAGGUAACUCUUGUUCUUCUGGAUGCCUUCCAUACUCUACUCCCCCUUUUUAAUAUAUAUAUAUAUAUAUAUAUAUACCCUUACAGAUUUUGUAACAACCAAAUAAAGUUCUAGCAAUAAAUUGAAUUAUUCUGCUAUAUUUGUAUAUAUUGUACCAUAAAUAGUAUGUCUGUACCUGGAAGGUAUUUUUUUGAGAACUGAUUUAUAUGAAAUAUACUGAGGGUAAUGUAGCUUGUCCUUUUUAGUUUCAAGUUCUUAUUUGUAGGAAGAUACUUUGAAGACACCUUAACUCUUUGUGGUAUAUGCUUUUCAGUGAGGAAGCAGGAUUUGUUUCUUGGUCUCUUCUGGUUUUUCCAUAUCAAGCUUGUCUGCCAGCGUCACCUCUGAGCUGUGUGAUGUCUCCUACCAAACUGGCCAGAGGUAGCCAUAACUGUCCUCUGACCUAUACAUACCCUUCUCUCCCUGCCUGUGGCAUUCCCAGGUCUUCUGAGCAGAGGUUGGUAUCUUAUUCUCCUUUGCUAAAAAUUGGACAGACUCACUGGCUGAGGAGCCCCAAUAACCUAUCAAUCAGUGAAGACUGGGUCUUCCUUUGUUAUUGUCUUAACUUGUGCAUCCAGUGCCUUGUGUUAGUCAAGCUUCAGGAGCCACAGAUCACCUCGAGGAGAACUCAGUGUAGUGGUGGUGAGUUUGGCUUUGGAUUUCAGUCCUUUGGCCUUAUCAGUCAGUAGCUCAGAGUACUUCCCACCUUAGUUUCUUAAAGUGUUACUCUCUGGUCCUUUGCUUUAUUGCCAUGUACUAUCUACCAUAAUAUUUACUGAAAGACCAUCCACAAGCCAAUCAUGGUAGCAUAUACCUAUAAUCCCAGUCCUUGGGGGACUGAGGCAGGAUAAUGAAUUCUAGUCCAGUCUGGGCUACAUAGUGAGAUCUUGUCUCCAAAAAGUACCUGGCUUAAAUAGGACUGCAGUGACAUUCAAGGGGGAGCAGAGCAAUGGAUGCUUGGCACUUAGGAACGGGUCUAAUGCAGAAGAGCUGAGGUGGACAAUCUCACUUGAGGACCAGCUCUUUUCCCUUCCAUUGCAGUUUGCUCUUUACCGUUGCUGGACACAGCCCCAUCAGCCCCCUCCCUGGUCCCAGUGUCACAGCUGAAGAUUUUGACUAUGAUGUGCUCACACUCAUAAUGGCCUAUUGAGUUGUUUUUAGUGACAGCUUUUGUUUGCUGCACACCUCAUUGGCUUGCUUACCAACCAUCUAGAUGUGGUCCCUUUUCUCAUAUUCAAGCCAGAACACAUUUGGGUAUUCCUGAGACUUUAGAGAGCAUGUAUUGUUUGUUAUAUAAACCUAACCUACCUUGUUGUUUUCUCAUAUUAAGAACUGUAAAUCUACUUUAUAUUAAUGGAACUAUUUUGAUAAUAUAAAAGCAAUUUUGGUUCUGUUUAGAGAGUGGAUUCAAGGUUCCAUGACUUCACUUGAGCUUUACUUAUUUAUCAAUAUAGCCAUUUUAAUUUAUCUAAAUAAAACAUUUCCUUUCUCUCA
Apodemus sylvaticus (European woodmouse) is the source of this 5331-nucleotide messenger RNA. RefSeq names its product EF-hand calcium binding domain 14 (gene Efcab14). The record is from RefSeq and is a predicted model, not a curated record. The transcript has 12 exons. Lineage: Eukaryota; Metazoa; Chordata; Mammalia; Rodentia; Muridae. The coding region runs from base 608 to 2062 and encodes 484 amino acids.